Molecule: messenger RNA, 2092 nt
Organism: Cornus florida
Lineage: Eukaryota; Viridiplantae; Streptophyta; Magnoliopsida; Cornales; Cornaceae
Product: exosome complex component RRP45A
Exons: 11
Coding region: 214-1611 (465 amino acids)
Biological process (GO): nuclear polyadenylation-dependent mRNA catabolic process; U1 snRNA 3'-end processing; exonucleolytic trimming to generate mature 3'-end of 5.8S rRNA from tricistronic rRNA transcript (SSU-rRNA, 5.8S rRNA, LSU-rRNA)
Cellular component (GO): cytoplasmic exosome (RNase complex); nuclear exosome (RNase complex)
Source: RefSeq, a predicted model, not a curated record
GACAAAUCAGGUAACAAAUGAAUCCAAAUUUCUGCGGCCCUAAAACCACCGCUGCAACUACCAAAACCCUAAAACCUAAUCCGAAAACCCUAAACCUAACUCCAGAUUUCGCUCCGCUCCAAUUGUUGUCGACGAAGCCUACCCGAUCUGGUGGACUCCACAAUAACGGCGGCGAGUGUCUACAGGGUAUUUCUGCAGAGUGCAGAAUAAGAAAUGGAGCAGAGAUUGGCUAAUACGUGGCGGAUGACCGUGAAUGAGAAGAAAUUUAUAGAGACUGCAUUACUUUCAGACCUUAGAGUUGAUGGUCGUCGUCCAUUUGACUUUAGACGGAUAAUUAUCAAGUUUGGUAGAGAAGAUGGCUCAUCAGAGGUGCAGCUUGGACAGACUCAUGUCAUGGGUUUUGUUACUUCCCAGCUAGUUCAACCUUACCGAGACAGGCCAAAUGAAGGAUCACUUUCAAUCUAUACUGAGUUUUCUCCAAUGGCUGAUCCUUCAUUUGAAGCAGGACGUCCUGGAGAAUCUGCUGUGGAGUUGGGACGCGUAAUUGACCGUGGUUUAAGGGAAAGCAGGGCAGUAGACACGGAAUCACUUUGUGUUGUAGCUGGGAAGUUAGUAUGGUCAAUUCGUAUUGAUCUCCAUAUUAUUGACAAUGGGGGAAAUCUUGUUGAUGCUGCCAAUAUUGCUGCUUUGGCUGCUCUUUUGACAUUCCGGAGGCCUGAAUGUACACUAGGUGGAGAAGAUGGUCAGGAAGUGAUAGUACAUCCACAUGAGGUUAGGGAGCCGCUUCCUUUGAUAAUACAUCAUCUCCCUAUUGCAGUCACUUUUGCAUUUAUCAGUGAUGAGAACAUUGUGGUGAUAGAUCCAACGCACUUUGAAGAGGCUAUCAUGGGGGGGAGAAUGACUGCUACGCUUAAUUCAAAUGGUGAAGUUUGUGCUAUUCAGAAAGCUGGAGGAGCAGGUGUCAUGCAGAGUGUUAUUAUGCAGUGUUUGCGAAUUGCUUCAGUAAAGGCUGCUGAUAUAACAAGCAAGAUAAAAAAUGCUGUGGAAUCCUUCAACACUGAAAGGGCACUUCGGAAGAUCAAACGUCACUCCUCUGCCUUUUUGGGUGUUAGUGAACCAGGUGCUAAAUUACGUCAGACCGAAAGCCAAUCUAUUGAUCAGAAGGGAGUCAGCGAUCUGCCAAGGCAUCAUAUGGAGAGAUUAAAGUUAAUAUCAGAGGAACAUGGUGUCAGUCAGAGCAAUGAUAUGGAAGUUGAAACCCAGUCAUCUAAACAAGAUAGAACUAACAGAAGAGAUGGUGAUGCUACGAGUUUCAUUGGUGGGCCCUCAAGCUGGGACCCAUACUCGAAGGGCGUCAAUUAUGAUGUAUUGAAAGCUUCUCUUGCGGCACGUGGAGCAUUAACACCCAAUAAGAAGGUGGAAGAAUCAAGACUUAACAAACUCUGUGAAACUGAAGCAGAUCAACCUUCUGCGGAUAUUGCUCCAGUUCCAUCGCAAAACGAGGCAGCUGGAAUUGAAAUGCAAACAACUGGGCAAAAGAGUUUGAAAGAUGCCGUGAAGCCUAAGCACAAGAGAAAAAAGAGGGCAUCCUCCAACAUUGAUGCAAGUUAGCUCAUUUUUGCCAGCAAUUAUAUCUUCGCAAGUCAUGUACCAGUGCCUACUUAUUGAAGCUUUUCUUUUGGUUUGGCCUGAAGUUGCACCAAGAGAUCAUUCUAGGAGAAUUCUGAAACUGAAACCAAGAAGAGGAAACAGUUGAAUGCUACUUGCCCUACUGCAUGGUUUUGGCUCGACUGAACUUUUAACUUUGUGUUCUGGAAUCAUCUGAUGGCAAAGUGGAUAAAAGUCCGCUUACAGCAAAAAGGUGCCUUAAAGUUACUCUCUUUAUUGUUCCGUUUUGAACUAGAUCUAGGAUUUCUUUCCUGCAUGGUAAGAUUGUUCCCAAUCUUGAUUAUAGUUCGAUCUAUUGUAGUGCUGUAACUUCCAAAUGUAAGUUGAACUAAUAUUUGCAAGAGGAGAAUGUUUCGCCAGAAAAGUAACUUGGUUAAAUUAUUGACAUCCUUCAUAAUUAAUCCCGCCAUAUUUAUUGUUGACA